Messenger RNA from Oldenlandia corymbosa var. corymbosa, 3528 nucleotides. NCBI's taxonomy places the organism in Eukaryota, Viridiplantae, Streptophyta, Magnoliopsida, Gentianales, Rubiaceae. The record is from the annotation of a GenBank genome assembly.
AUGGGCAGCUCCGAAAUCAAGGAGAUUCCGAAAGCGAUGAAGUAUCCGCACAGAGCGAUGGAGAAAGAUUAUUCGGCGUUUGAGGAGCUCUUUCAGCACCUGAUUGACUCUUUUGAUUACAUGGUGGAAGAAGGAUUGAAAACCAUGGUUGAUAUGUUGAAGCCUAUUCAACAAUUUGUGGUGGUGAUUCAACCUCAAAAGGAACGCCUUACUCGUUCAAUGAAAGAGGCGUUAUAUCCUUAUGAGUGCAGACAAGCUAAGAUUCCGUAUACAGGGAUGUUUACGAUGGAGGUCGUGUUUCAGUAUGAUGAUGGGGUGGCCAUCAGAGAAAAAAUUAAUUUUGGCCAGUUUCCAGUAAUGUUAAAGUCAAAACUUUGUAAUCUAAGAGGCGCCUCAUCCAAUAAGUUAGUGUCUCUCAAAGAGGAACCAUCAGAAAUGGGUGGGUACUUUAUCUUGAACGGGCUGGAGAGAGUUACACGACUUCUUAUUCUGCCUAAACGAAACUAUCCAAUGAGUAUGGUGCGAAAUUCAUUUCGUGAUCGGCGAGAUGGAUACACGGAUAAAGCCGUUGUGAUAAGAUGUGUUAGAGUGGACCAAUCAGCUGUGUCUGUGAAACUCUAUUAUCUUAAUAAUGGAAGUGCAAGACUUGGCUUCUGGAUACAAGGCAGGGAAUAUUUGCUUCCUGUUGGCAUUAUACUUAAGGCGUUGAUUGACGCAAGCGACCAUGAAAUUUAUGUCAGCUUGACAUGUUCCUAUGAUGACAAUCUUGAGCGGGUAAAAGGUUCUGUUGGUACCAAACUUGUUGGAGAACGAGCCAAAAUUAUUCUUGAUGAAGUGCAGAACUUGUCUCUUUUUACCCAUACCCAGUGCCUACGGCAUAUUGGGCAGCACUUUAAACCCAUUAUGACUGGACUGGAGGAUGAGAGCUUCACUUCCGUUGCUGAGGCUAUUUUGAAAGAGUAUAUAUUUGUUCACCUUGACAACAACCAUGACAAAUUCAAUUUGCUCAUAUUUAUGUUGCAGAAGCUUUUUUCUCUAGUAGAUCAGACGUCUAUGCCAGACAAUCCAGAUUCCUUGCAAAAUCAGGAAGUUUUGUUGCCUGGUCACUUGAUCACCAUCUAUCUCAAGGAAAAGUUACAGGAUUGGCUCUUCAAAGUGAAGAGGCUUCUUCAAGAUGAAAUUCGAAACGGCAAGAAGUUUGAUCUUAUCAAUUUAGCAGAUGUCAAGAAGGUUAUUGAUAAAAGUUCUCCCAAACAAAUCAGUUUGGCUAUUGAAAAUAUGUUGAAGACUGGAACGCUGGUUACGCAAACAGGCUUGGAUUUGCAACAGAGGGCUGGGAUGACUGUUUUGGCAGAGAGGCUAAAUUUUCUGCGAUACUUGUCACACUUUCGAGCUGUACAUCGAGGGACAUCUUUUGCAGGCCUUAGAACAACAAGUGUUCGAAAGCUGCUCCCUGAAUCCUGGGGUUUCUUAUGUCCUGUUCACACACCCGACGGGGAGCCCUGUGGAUUGCUGAAUCACAUGUCUUCUUCAUGUCGUAUCACUUCUUACUAUAGUCCAAAUGGAAAUAUCAGGGAUUUCCAAAAAUAUAGGACCUCCAUUUUGAGUGAACUCGUUAGAGUUGGAAUGACUCCAUCACUACCAAAGCUUGUCCAAGCUGGUCCUCCUAAAGUCCUUACUGUCAUGUUAGAUGGACGUGUUGUUGGGACGAUACCAUCUGAUAUAGUUGAAAGUGCAGUCAGUUACUUGCGGACAUUGAAGCUUUCUGCAAAACCAUUCUUUCCUAAAGAUUUGGAGGUGGGAUAUGUUCCUUUGAGCAUGUGUGGAGCAUACCCUGGCCUAUAUUUAUUCACAUCCCCUUCAAGAUUUGUCCGUCCUGUGAGAAAUAUAUCCGUGCCUGCUGGAAAGGGCAACAACAUCGAACUUAUUGGACCCUUUGAACAGGUCUAUAUGGAAAUAAGCUGUCCGGACGGAGGUGAUGGUGGGAGAAAAGAUAUGUUUCCUGCCACUCAUGAGGAAAUCCAUCCAACUGGGAUCCUAAGUGUUGUUGCUAAUCUUACUCCUUGGUCUGACCACAACCAAAGCCCCCGUAAUAUGUACCAGUGUCAGAUGGGAAAGCAAACCAUGGGUUUCCCAUCACAGGCGUUACACUACCGUGCAGAUCAGAAGCUUUAUCAUCUUCAGACUCCUCAGACACCGAUAGUUCGCACAAAGGCAUAUGAGAAGUACAACAUUGAUGAUUUCCCUUUAGGAACUAAUGCUAUUGUGGCAGUUUUGGCAUAUUCAGGAUAUGAUAUGGAGGACGCCAUGGUCUUGAAUAAAUCGUCUGUUGACCGUGGUAUGUUUCAUGGUCAUAUUUAUAUGACUGAAACAAUUGACCUAGCUGAACGGAGCCGCUUUUCUGCCAGUUCAUCGAGAGUAUUUCGAAGACGAAAUGAUAAUUCAUAUCAGAAUGAUUUGAUUGAUUCUGAUGGUCUUCCUUAUGUUGGCCAAAAGAUAAACCCAGGCGAAGAAUUCUGCAGCAUCUAUGAUGAAUCUAACAAUCAAUUUUCUGGUAACAAGUUAAAAAGUUCUGAGGCUGCUGUUGUAGACUAUGUUGCAGUUGAUGUAAAAGGCAAACAAAACUUACAGAAGGUGAAUGUGUGUUUUCGACGUCCAAGAAAUCCUGUAAUUGGAGAUAAGUUCAGCAGCAGACAUGGGCAAAAAGGUGUGUGCUCUCAGCUUUGGCCGGACAUUGAUAUGCCAUAUUCAGGAAUCACCGGAAUGCGGCCAGAUCUAAUAAUUAACCCUCAUGCAUUCCCGUCGCGUAUGACAAUUGGGAUGCUUUUAGAAUCAAUUGCUGCUAAAGGGGGUGCCUUACAUGGAAAUUUUGUGGAUGCAACUCCAUUUGCAAGCUCAGUGAAGAACGCAAGUGAUGGACAAGGAUCUACAUCUAGUUCAGUAGUCGAUGAGCUCGGUCCUUUAUUGACUCAUUAUGGGUUCAACCACCAUGGUACAGAGGUACUAUACAGUGGAGUAUACGGGACAGAACUGACUUGUGAAAUAUUUAUUGGCCCUGUUUAUUAUCAACGACUUCGACAUAUGGUGUUAGAUAAGUUUCAGGUACGUUCAACAGGACCAGUAGAUAAAGUAACCAGACAACCUAUUAAAGGACGAAAGCGCGGUGGAGGUGUAAGGUUCGGAGAAAUGGAACGAGAUUCACUUCUUGCUCAUGGGGCAGCAUAUCUUUUGCACGAUCGUCUUCACACUAGCUCUGACUAUCACAUUGCGGAUGUUUGCUCUAUGUGUGGGAGCGUUCUCACGACAUCGGUGAUCCAGUCGCAGCCACUGGCUUUGCCUAGAAAUGAUAGGUACGGACUACCACCUCGCAGAAUGCCAAAGAAGGUCACCUGCGUUGCUUGCAAGACUAGUAAGGGGAUGGAGACGGUGGCAAUGCCAUAUGUCUUUAGAUAUUUAGCCGCAGAGUUGGCUGCCAUGAAUAUAAAGAUUACGCUGCAGUUGAGUGAUGGAACAGGAGCAGGAGCUUGA